Molecule: messenger RNA, 7642 nt
Organism: Enhydra lutris kenyoni (northern sea otter)
Lineage: Eukaryota; Metazoa; Chordata; Mammalia; Carnivora; Mustelidae
Product: ankyrin repeat and sterile alpha motif domain containing 1A
Exons: 24
Coding region: 92-3574 (1160 amino acids)
Cellular component (GO): cytosol
Molecular function (GO): protein binding
Source: RefSeq, a predicted model, not a curated record
GGGUGCGUUGCCCGGAGACGGAAAGUUUGGGAGCCGGAGCGGGCUCGGCCGCAGCCCUGGGAAGGGGGUCCAGGGGGCGGUGGCCCUGGGGAUGGGGAAGGAGCAGGAGCUGCUGGAGGCAGCCCGCACAGGGCACCUCCCGGCCGUGGAGAAGCUGCUGUCGGGGAAGCGGCUCUCCUCAGGCUUUGGGGGCGGCGGCGGCGGCGGCGGCUCCUCCGGGAGCGGCGGCGGCGGCGGCCUCGGGUCCUCGAGCCAUCCCCUCUCCAGUCUGCUCAGCAUCUGGAGAGGGCCCAAUGUGAACUGUGUUGACAGCACCGGGUAUACACCGCUGCACCAUGCUGCUUUGAAUGGCCAUAAGGAUGUGGUUGAGGUUCUUCUGAGGAACGAUGCGUUGACCAAUGUGGCUGAUUCCAAAGGCUGUUACCCUCUGCACUUGGCAGCCUGGAAAGGAGAUGCCCAGAUAGUGCGGUUGCUCAUCCAUCAAGGGCCCUCACACACCAGAGUCAACGAACAGAAUGCUCUUGAGAUCAAAGAAUUCAAAAAGUACGGCCCCUUUGACCCUUAUAUCAAUGCCAAGAACAACGACAACGAGACAGCCCUGCACUGUGCCGCGCAGUACGGCCACACGGAGGUGGUGAAGGUCCUCUUAGAGGAGCUGACAGACCCCACCAUGCGCAACAACAAAUUCGAGACGCCCCUGGACCUGGCUGCUCUGUACGGGAGACUGGAGGUGGUGAAGAUGCUCCUCAACGCGCACCCCAACCUCCUGGGCUGCAACACUAGGAAGCACACGCCCUUGCACUUGGCGGCGCGGAAUGGCCACAGAGCUGUGGUGCAGGUCCUGCUGGAUGCCGGCAUGGACAGCAACUACCAGACGGAGAAGGGCAGUGCUUUGCAUGAGGCUGCUCUGUUUGGCAAGACUGAUGUGGUGCAAAUCCUGCUGGCUGCAGGAAUUGAUGUCAACAUAAAAGAUAACCGUGGCCUGACUGCCCUAGACACUGUCCGGGAACUGCCUUCUCAAAAGAGCCAGCAGAUAGCGGCACUUAUUGAAGAUCACAUGACUGGAAAAAGAGGUGCGAAAGAGGCCGAGAGAACCCCCACGUCCCAGGGACCUCUCAUCUCCAGUAUGGACUCCGUAUCCCAGGAGUCUCAGGGUGAUGUGGAGAAAGCAGUGACUGAACUGAUCAUUGAUUUUGACAUAAACGCUGAAGAGGAGGGUCCCUACGAGGCGCUGUAUAACGCUGUCUCCUGCCAUUCGUUGGACAGCAUGGCCAGUGGCCGAUCAUCUGACCGAGACUCCAUGAACAAGGAGGCCGAGGCAGCAGGAGUGAAGACUACUGGAGUGAGGCCUAGGGAACGGCCACCGCCUCCAGCAAAGCCACCACCUGAUGAAGAGGAGGAAGACCGCAUAGAUAAGAAGUAUUUUCCCUUGACAGCUUCUGAGGUCUUGGCCAUGAGACCCUGGAUUCAGGGAAGCACAGCCCGGGAAGAGGAGGAGCAUCCUUACGAGCUGUUGUUAACAGCAGAAACCAAGAAGCUGGGAUCCAUGGAUGGGGAUGGAAAACCAAAAGACCACAGGCGGAGCAGCAGCAGCCGGAGCCAGGACUCUGCAGAGGGGCAGGACGGGCAGGUCCCAGAGCAGUUCUCAGGUCUCCUCCACGGCUCCUCCCCGGUGUGUGAGGUGGGGCAGGACCCUUUCCAGCUGCUCUCUGCCCCUGGCCAGAGCCAUCCAGAAGGGUCCCCCACACAGGGCGCCUGUCACGAGGCCAGCAUGCAGCUGGAGGAGAUGGGUGUGCACGCUCCUGGAGCCUCCCUGCCCAGUGUCCUGGACCAGAGUAAGAGAGCAGGUUACUCGGCUGGCCUGCCCACCACCAACAGCCAAUCGCACCCCGAAACUUUGACUCACACGGCAUCUCAACACCCUGGUGGUGCUGAGGAAGAAAGAGACCGGAGUGGGGCUAGGAGCCGAGCCCCUCCCACCAGCAAACCCAAAGCUGAACUCAAACUCAGCCGCAGCUUGUCCAAGUCUGACUCUGAUCUCCUGACCUGCUCACCCACGGAGGACACUACAAUGGGGAGCCGGAGCGAGUCCUUGUCCAACUGCAGCAUCGGGAAGAAGAGGCUGGAGAAGUCGCCCUCCUUUGCCUCAGAGUGGGAUGAGAUUGAGAAAAUCAUGAGCUCUAUUGGCGAAGGGAUUGACUUUUCUCAGGAACAGCAGAAGAUCUCAGGUUCGCGGACGCUGGAGCAGAGCGUCGGGGAGUGGCUGGAGGCCGUUGGGCUGCAGCAGUAUGAGAGCAGGUUGCUUCUGAAUGGCUUUGACGAUGUCCGCUUCCUGGGGUCUAACGUGAUGGAAGAGCAAGACCUGCGGGAGAUCGGCAUCAGUGACCCACAGCACCGGCGGAAGCUGCUCCAGGCAGCGCGAUCCCUGCCCAAGGUGAAAGCACUGGGCUGUGACGGCAGCAGUCCCCCAUCAGUACCCUCCUGGCUAGACUCCCUGGGGCUGCAGGACUACGUGCAUUCCUUCCUGUCCAGCGGCUACAGCUCUAUUGACACUGUGAAGAACCUCUGGGAACUGGAGCUUGUCAACGUGCUGAAGGUCCAUCUCCUCGGCCACCGCAAGCGCAUCAUCGCCUCCCUGGCAGACAGACCAUACGAGGAGCCGCCUCAGAAGCCCCCUCGGUUUUCCCAGCUGAGAUGCCAGGACUUGCUCUCCCAGACAUCGUCCCCACUGAGCCAGAAUGACUCCUGCACUGGCCGCUCUGCAGACUUGCUACUGCCUCCAGGGGACACGGGCAGGAGGCGGCACGACAGUCUUCAUGACCCUGCGGCACCUUCUCGAGCCGAGCGCUUCCGAAUCCAGGAAGAGCAGCGCGAAGCCAAACUGACCCUCCGGCCCCCCAGCCUGGCUGCCCCCUACGCCCCAGUGCAGAGCUGGCAACACCAGCCAGAGAAACUCAUCUUCGAGUCCUGCGGUUAUGAAGCCAACUAUCUGGGCUCCAUGUUGAUCAAAGAUCUUCGAGGGACGGAAUCCACACAGGAUGCCUGUGCAAAGAUGCGGAAAUCCACCGAGCACAUGAAGAAGAUCCCCACUAUCAUCCUGUCCAUCACAUACAAAGGUGUCAAGUUCAUCGAUGCCUCCAACAAGAAUGUCAUUGCGGAGCAUGAGAUUCGGAACAUUUCCUGUGCAGCCCAGGACCCAGAGGACCUCUGCACCUUUGCCUACAUCACCAAGGACCUGCAGACCAGCCACCACUAUUGCCAUGUGUUCAGCACGGUGGAUGUGAAUCUGACCUACGAGAUCAUCCUGACACUGGGCCAGGCGUUCGAGGUGGCCUAUCAGCUGGCCCUGCAGGCCCAGAAGUCCCGCUCCCUGGGGCCUUCCACUGCUGAGAUGAUUGAAACAAAAUCUUCCAAACCGGUGCCUAAGCCUCGGGUCGGCACGAGGAAGUCAGCACUGGAACCACCCGAUACGGACCCAGAUGCCCAGUCCCAUGCCAGCGUCUCCUGGGUUGUGGACCCUAAACCGGACUCUAAGCGGAGCCUCAGCACCAAGUAUGAGACCACUAUCUUCUAACCGCUCACUCCCUGUCUCCACUAGUCUCACUGUGCCUUGCCAUCCGACCUCUGCUCUUCUCAGCUCUCCUUCCGGCUGCUGACGCCAAGGCCCCAGCCCCAGGGGGCCCUGCUCUCCCUGCCGGCAGCUGCUCUAGACACCACACUCACAGCUCGUACCCAACACCGCCGGACACUCUGAAUUCCCCCCUUGGGCGAGGACAGCCUGGCGGGGGUGGGGGUGUGAGUUGUCUUCCAGGUGGUCACCAGGAGGGCUCAGCGGGCAGGCACUGUGAACCCUGGGGCGGGGGGCAGCCCUCGAGCAGAGCCAGACAGCACCCGUGACCGCUCCCUCUGACUAGGCUGGGCUCUUGGUCUGCUCUCCUCCCCCGGCUUCUGCGCUGAGCCGCAGCUGGGUGCCGCUGCCAAGAGUGAACUGUCUUUUUGCACCUUUCCUGAUACAACCAACCACUGUGACCACCCGGUGCCAGAAUCCCCUUGCUCUCCGCUCAUGGCUGGCCUGCGGCCCCAAUCCUCUGUCCUCUGCCGUCGGGUGCUGGCCUCCCUCCUGCGAGAGCCCGAGCUGGGCGGCGAGGCUCACCUAGGCUCACACUGCAUUCUGUGAGGGCCCGAGGUCCUCAGGCACGUGCCUGACUCCACAGCCUGGAGCUCUGAGCAUCUCAACAGCCUCAGGCUGGCUUCCCUGAGCAGGUCUCUGGGUCCCGCUGAGGCUUCCACUCCGAGGAACGGGAUGGCUGGUGUGCGGUCGGCCACCCCUGUCUUCGCCAGGGCGUAACGAGGCUGUUUCUGGAGUCUAGCUCACCGAGGAGGAAGGCCUUUCUGUAGCAGCCAGCGCGAGGGAGGCCUGUGCCCUGCGUGCACACGGCCCCUUCUUCCCUCACAGCAUGGAGCUACUCCAGGACAGGAACCCGGACCGAGCAGCUCCCACCUUGUCCUCCGGGGGGCUUUCCGACACUGCUCCACGGUGUGAGGGCCGGAGAUAGUCAGCCCCCCUCCACCUCUUGAGUCCCCUGAGGGGGACAGUCCGCCAGCUGGGAUCAUGGAGCUGAGGCUCUGAAGAAGCCCCCCAGUGUCUGGGGAGGGCCGAGGAGCUCAGAUGGCAGGAGACAGGCAAGCGGCAGCUCCAUGUAGGCCCGUAGGGAAGCCAGGUGCUCCAGCAGUUCCUGGAGAGGCGCAGCCCAAGGUGGUAGCGUGGGGUGGGUGCUCCUGCCCGCCGGCCUGGCCUCGUGCCUUCAAGAGCAGCCAUGCUGAGCCCCAGGUGCUGGGGGAGGCUGUGAGGGAUGUUCCUUGGCUUCCAUGCUUCCUUUCAGUUCCCUCCACCCCGUGAAGGCCCCUGUGGUUAACCCUUUCCUCCCCCCAUUGUGUUUGCUUCUGCCAAGCUGAGCCACUGAGGAACCAACUGUGCUGCGGAACCACAGACGUGGGGAGCACAGGCUCUCGCCGCCACCACCGCCGCCGCCACCACUGUGUCUCCUGCAGCUUUGAAGACCCAGGCCCAGCCUCUGCCAGGAGCAGCUCCUUGGGGCUGCCUGGCCUGGACCUGCCACCACCAGGUCUUAAAGAGCAAGCCACACGCCAGGCCUUGAGCGGAGGAAACUGGAAACUCCGGAGAGUCAAGAAGUGACUUGUCCAGAAGACAUUUUUUAUUAGAAAAAAAAAAUUUUCUAUAAAAUGAAUUUUUAAGACUUGGCUCAAACCUCUAGGUUAAACUGCCAAUCUUUAGACAGAUGGCCUCGGGAUCGGAGGACAGGUGGCCCGAGAGUGGCUCCGAGGCCGGUCUGCACAGCCUUCGUCCCUGGCACGGGCUGCUGGCGCGGUCUGGUAGGUUGCAGAGGAGGCAGCGGCCUGUGAGGAAAGAGAAAGCAGGCCCAGGUGGGCAGAUGGGAGUGGGGCUGCUCGAGUCUGCUUUCAGACCCAGCCAAGUCGCUUGCUGCUGUUCCUUACGAACUGCACAACUUCUGUCCCCAUUUGGAGCCGGAUGCCACCUCUGCAAUAAGAACAGCCUCAGAGGCACCUGGCAAAAGCAGAGACCCCCGGGCCAUUCCCGGGGUUCCAAAUGUGAAGGCGCGCGGGCCAGACGGGGCUGAGGGAGCUGUUCCUGGUGCCGCGCAGUCUGGGCCCCUCCUUGGCGCCCAAGCCGGGUGGUCAGGGCGCCGGCCCACACACGCGUGGGCGGCCUCAGACCUGCCUGUGUUCGGUCAGAAAGGAGAAAAAGCAGCUUUGUUUUGGGCAUUAACGGAUAGGUCAGCUAAGACGGCUACCUGCCGACUUGUGAUUUGUCUAAUCAGGUCUGUGUGAUUAGGACUCGCUUUGAUUCUCUGAAUUACUAGUUUGACUGUUUUAUUUUUGGCUGCUGGAUUCAUCCCGGGCUCCAAGUGUAGAGAAGGCUAAGUAAGGUGACCGUGGAUUCGGUUCUCCCCCGGCGUUGCCUUCAGGGCAGGCUGGGGCCCUGGCGCACCACUGCCACUUAAGGCCUCCUACUGGCUUGCUUCACUUGUUAACUUGGACUCUUGCUCUGUGCUCCUGAGGGAGGUGGAAGCCAACGGGGUAACUGCUGUGAGGCUGAGGGGCAGAGCCGGCUCCGCUGCUGGCCCAGCCCCUUCCAGGGUAGGGAGCAGAGGAGCCCUUCCUCCGUGGCCAACUCAGCAGCAGGUCUCAUGCUUUGCCGGCAUGGGGCGGGCUGCUCCCAGCCCCCACAUGCCAGGCUUUGGCGGGACUUCCUUCUCAGCAAAGGCUGUGAGUUGGGUGCACGGAGAGUGCUCUUGGGCACACUCACCGCCCUGUGGUGGCCAGAAAAGGGAAAGCCCGCCAUCCUCCCACUGCCUUGAGGCUGGACCUCCUCUCUGGAGCAGGGCCAGGGAACCCCCACCUCCCGGUACUAAACCAGGACCUCAACGCCUGAAGUCUGGCUUCACUUCCUGCUUCUCCCAAAGCCCGGGAGCCUCCCACCAGCUCACACCACACAUGUUUUGCCCCUGCCGACCCACGAGAAUCGACCAGGGAACCAGAGGGGUCAGCACCCUUCCUUCCCCUAACAAGGGGGGCCUGGCCUCAGCUAAGCGCGCCUCUCCUCUCAGGGGGUCGGCAGGUCCAAAAAGCAAACUGUAGACACUACGAUGAGCUGCUCGAGCUGCCUUUUUGUUUUUAAAUCACAUGUAGGUGUUUCCUCCCCUUGAAGCUGCUAUAUCUUUAUUUAUUCAGGGUGUUGUCAUAUUGGAAAGCCUUGGCUAGUCUGUGCUGGCUCUGGGUUUGCUUUGGAGAUUGGUUUAUUUCUGGAUAGCCGAGAAGGGUAGGGACUGGAUCUUUUUUUCUUUCCUUUUUACUUCUCCCCGGGGCAGGUACUCUCUCUCCCUUCGAAAAGGGUGGUGUGAUUUCAAGGACAGGCUUUGAGCAGAAAAGCCGCCUGGUCCCACACCCGAGUUUGGAGGCAGGGUCUGAGCCGUGCAGGGCCCCUCUGGGCAGCCUUGUGAGGGAGUCGUACCUGCCCCAGACCCGGCUUCUCUGCUUGCCUCCCUUCUGCUUGCCAGCCACUCCAAGCCGUAGGAACCCUACUGCCAGGCUGCAUGUCUGCCAGGCUCCGCCGCCCUCCUGGGUCUCUAGCCUCAGAUUCUGACGGGAGUUCCUCCAGAAGCCUCUGGCUGAGCAGGCCGCAGACGUGGUGGCUGCUGCACCGACAGGAGAAAGCUGGUCCGCCCUCAGUCGGCCUUCGGGAGGCCAGAUCUGCGAGAUGACGGUUGGAAGCAGCUCGUGGAAGUGGUGUUGCUAACGGGGUGGCAAUGGGACUGAAUUGUAAUAAAAAUGUUAUUUAAUCUUUGUCUCUGUAUUUUGAUACUUGAAUGAAUUCCCCUUUUAUUUUACUGUACAUAGAACUGUUAAUCUGUCUGAUUCUGUCCGAAUUACAAACAUCUUGUGGUACCAAACAUAACGAAUCUGUGUGGCAACAUAGACUGACCUCACUACGCAAGACAGAGCGUCAACAUUCCUGGGCUUCCACCUUCGGUUCGGUUAUUUUCAUAACUGUACAACGUAGAACAGACUGAAUUAAUAAAGGAGAAGCAACAUGAAACCA